ACAUCUGGUACAGACUCCUCGAAUUUAGAGUCUGCCUUUCUUGAGAAAAUCAGUCGAACGGAUCCUCUCUAUGAUAAAAGGCGAAUUCUAGACCUCAAAGGUCCCUUGCUCUACGAGUCCUUUAGUUGGAUCCUAAACCAUGACGACUUUAGCAAGUGGCGCUAUAGCCAAGAGAGCGGCGUAUUUUGGAUUAAAGGAGAUCCCGGAAAGGGAAAGACAAUGCUCCUUUGCGGCAUCAUCGAAGGCCUAGAGAGCAUUUCCGGAAUCAAUCUCGGGUAUUUCUUCUGCCAAGCCACUGAUUCCAGGAUCAAUACUGCUCAGGCUGUUGUUGGAGGCUUGUUACGUUUCUUUUUAGAGCGACGCACAAAGCUCCUAAAGCUUAUCUGCGAAAAGUUCAAAGAUAAGCUGGAUCAACUCAGUGGACCCAAUGCAUGGGCAGUUCUGCGCGACAUAUUCGAAAUGGUAGUUCAAGAUCCGACGUUGCCAGACCCUAUCUGUAUUGUUGAUGCUCUAGAUGAGUGUGAACACGGCUGCAAAUCACUUCUAAGUUUGAUCGUCAAAACAAGCCCCCGAGUUAAGUGGCUAGUUUCAAGUCGAAACAUUAAAGAUAUCGAGCGGAAAUUGCAGUCGAUUGACCCUUCCCAAAGAUUAAGCCUUGAGCUAGGAGGAAACGCUUUUUAUGUCUCCCAGUCUGUUGACGCAUAUAUCAACAAGUCGAUACAGGAUAUUGAGGCACUGGCACAUAACGCAAGUCUUCGAGCUUCCACAGCCAAUGUCCUGAAAAGCAAAGCAAACGGCACAUACCUCUGGGUUUCUCUUGUGGUUGGGCAACUACAAAACACAGACCAGCGGAAUGUGAAACACAUACUUAACAAAAUGCCAGAGGGUCUAGAAAGCCUCUAUGGCUUGAUUAUGACUCAAUCUUACGAAAGAUUAGGUCAAGAAGAUAGAGAAGCCUACCUUAUAAUACUUUCAACUAUUACCACAGCCAAAAGACCCCUACAGCUUGAAGAGCUUUUAACUUUUACGAAGUUUCAGUGGAAAUUUAGCGAAAAUAUAUACAGCACUCGCGAUAUACAAGAUCUCGUCAAAGAUUGUGGUGCAUUUUUAUCUAUAAGAGAUAAUUAUGUUUACUUCAUUCACCAAUCAGCGAAAGAUUAUAUCAUGGACAACGCCUCUAAAUUAAUAUUCCCUUUAGGAAUUCAGUUCCAACACGCUAGAAUGGCUCAUACAUCGUUAUAUACGCUAUCUGCCACUCUCACAUACGAUAUAUACAAUCUCAAAGCUCCUGGUACAGAGAUAAAUGAAGUAUCUCCACCAUGCCCUGAUCCUUUGGCUCCCAUAGCAUAUUGCUGUGAAUUUUGGGUCAACCAUCUAGUACACAGUUGCGAAUCCAACGAAUCGGAACCUAACAAAUCAAAAUCUGAGGAGCUUUUCAAAGAAAACGGAAUUGUUCACUCCUUUCUGAAGGAUAAAUUCCUUUGUUGGAUAGAAGCUCUAGCUCUCUUACGUAAAUUUACGCCACAAGGAGUAGAUGCUGUUCAAAAGCUCAGGCGACUAGCUAGUGAUAUCGCACACUCGAAACAGGAGAGCGAGACGAGCCGCCUUAGGGCAUUUAUAGAUGACGCAUGUCGAUUUGUUCUGCAAUAUGAGAAUAUUGUGUGCAAAUGGCCAUUGCAGCUUUAUUACUCGGCCACGGUCUUUGAUGACAAAGACAGAAUAAUC
Molecule: messenger RNA, 1725 nt
Organism: Trichoderma atroviride IMI 206040
Lineage: Eukaryota; Fungi; Ascomycota; Sordariomycetes; Hypocreales; Hypocreaceae
Source: RefSeq, a predicted model, not a curated record